This is a messenger RNA of Indicator indicator, 900 nucleotides long. RefSeq names its product CBY1 interacting BAR domain containing 1 (gene CIBAR1). Bases 16 to 900 code for a protein of 294 amino acids. The record is from RefSeq and is a predicted model, not a curated record. Lineage: Eukaryota; Metazoa; Chordata; Aves; Piciformes; Indicatoridae. Gene Ontology annotation, biological process: cilium assembly. Gene Ontology annotation, cellular component: ciliary basal body; ciliary transition zone. The transcript has 9 exons.
CGGGCCGCCGCCGCCAUGAUGCUGCUGGGCCGCGGGCUGGAAGCCAGGGACAAUCAGACUAGACAAAUACAAGAUGCUGUUUCAAACGUGGAAAAACAUUUUGGUGAAUUGUGCCAAAUAUUUGCUGGAUAUGUACGAAAAACUGCCAGACUACGAGACAAAGCAGAUCUUCUUGUACAAGAAAUCAAUGCAUAUGCAGCCACAGAGACACCAGACUUAAAAGCUGGACUGAUAAAAUUUGCAGGUGAAUUUUCCAGACUUCAGGACUAUCGCCAGGCAGAGGUUCAUAGGCUUGAAGCCAAGGUUGUUGAACCUCUGAAAAGUUAUGGGACCAUAGUGAAACUGAAAAGGGAUGAUCUUAAAGCAACUUUAACAGCAAAGAACAGAGAAGCCAAACAGUUGUCUCAGCUGGAAAAGACACGUCAGCGGAACCCGUCAGAUCGACACAUUAUUUCACAGGCUGAAAGUGAACUGCAGAGAGCUUCACUGGAUGUAACUCGAACAACUCGGCAAUUAGAGGAAACCAUUGAUAAUUUUGAGAAACAGAAAAUAAAGGACAUAAAAAACAUAUUUUCUGAAUUUAUAAAUAUUGAAAUGUUAUUCCAUGGGCAAGCUUUAAAGAUAUAUACUGAUGCAUACCAAAUCAUCCAAAAUAUUGAUGAAGAUAAAGAUUUAGAGGUUUUCCGGAGUUCACUUUACCCACCAGACUAUCAGUCUCGCUUGGACAUCAUCCGUGCAAAAUCCAGGUCCCCCCUGCUAAGAACUGACUCCUUAAAAUCUUCACUGAGGACAGUCCAGAUUUCUAGCAGUAUGCUAAGAAAAAAUGAAGAUGAAGAGGAAGAAGAUGAAGAUGAGGAAGAGGAAGAGGAGGAAUUAGACGCUACUAAAGAAGUGAGAUAA